CGUAUACUUAUACGAUGUAUUGGAAGUGAAUGGGUGACUCCUGGGAAGGAGAUAUAGGUUAAACCAAGCUGCUAGGUGUCGCAAUACGACCAACUGUAGUAAAUAAUAUAAUGAAGGGACGGAAGAGACCGAAGUCUUGUUAAUGAGUCAUACACUCAACUAUAUGAAGUUCGAGGAGCAGCCCUAUCACCCUGAUUAUAAACAACAACCGUCCGCAAGUCCGCUCUUAUUAUAUCACAAGAGCGGAUUAUCGGACUUCAGUUAGCUACUCGCCCAUGAUACUAAGUGAUUGGUCAUUACUCCUUACCAAGAUGGAGCUUAGAGCUCAGUUUGCUUGUGUUACUUGUCGGCGACUGAAACGGAAAUGCCCUAAAGAACUGCCGUCUUGCUCAUUGUGCCUUAGACUCGAAAAGCAAUGCGAGUAUCCGCCACGAGUCCGGAACUUAUACGAGAACACGGCUAUCAAUUCAUCAACUAGCUCUCAAGACACGAAUAAAGGAGCAGAUCAUCAAACAUUGAUUAACACACCAACAGAGCCAGGUUUUAGCCCUGAACAAGAUGCUGUCUUAGGACAUAAAGACAUACAUACCUUUCCGGCUAUAUUCUUCCUGGAUGCUGAGGUUUGCACCAAGCCUUUAGCAUCGGAGCCUUGCCAAGUAAGAGGUUUCAUAACUCCCCAUUGCAGUCUUUCACAAGAGGCAGAUGCAAUCUGUGAGAAGUACUUCUCUACUGUCCACCAGUGGUUGCCAAUAUUAAGUAAGAAGUGUGCCCGACGACAUAUUGCCGAGAACGAAUUAGUACCUGAUUGCCCCUCCCAACUGUUGUUUCUUUGCAUGAAGUUGGUAUCGGGGCCAUUGCCGGCAGAGGUAUCUGCUAGAGCGAAUAUACCUUACAGAAGGGCCUUAGAGACUUUGCUUAAAGUCGAAAAUUCAUGUCUUCCCUCUCUUCAGCUCCUCCAAUCUGUCAUCCUGCUAUCCGCCUAUGAACUUGGCCAUGCGAUAUAUCCGGCAGCUUACUUGCGUGUUGGACAUGCUGCUCGGCUUUGUGUUAUGAUGGGAUUUCAUGAUCGGAAGAACGCUAGCCAGCUGUUCAAAGAUGCAGUUACAUGGACAUCGCGAGAGGAAGAACGCAGGACGUGGUGGGCGGUCUUUUGCCUCGACAGAAUCACUAACCAGGGCAUUAGCGGAUUACCUUUCUCAGCGCCCGAACCAAGUCCAGGAGAGUUAUUACCGUGUCCAGAGGGUCCGUGGAUUGAAGGCGAAGUUGGGUUUAACGAACCCAUUUUUGCAACUUCGUUCUCAAACAAUACGAGCUUAGGAUCAUUCGCCAAUGUGUGCCAGGCAGCGCAUGUUCUCGGUCGUGUAUUGCGCCACCGCGACGAACCCCAUAGUAGCCGUAUAUCCCUUGGUUUUCGGGUAUCAGAAGCAAGACAGCUUCAUCAUAUUCUCACGUCCUUAUCAUCCCAUCUAAGUGACAUUUCCCAGGAGUCACUUUUGUUCGACAACUCUACGGUGGUGCCCCUGGCUUUAUGUUUCUCUGCGCGCCUCAUUCUAUAUGAUAUAUACGCGUGCAACGAGACGUAUUCGACGGAUUAUGGUAGAUCUUCUGAAGAAGCGGAGUUACAGAAAGAGUCUAUGGCAGGCAUCUUUGAUGUUACUAGGGGUAUUUGGCAACUUGCGUGCCAACUACUUGACUCUAUCAAUCAGACCGGAGGAGGUGGACUUAAGAACCUCGGUCCGUUUUUAUGUCACUGCUUAUACGCAGGAGCAAGUGAAAGCGAGUGGCUCAUCCUUGAACAUGAAGAUUCGACUGCGGGCAUAUGGCUGAAGGACAUUGUUAUGCUUCUUCGGGUUAUUGGCAAACGAUGGCAAGUCGCAGAUGUCUACUUAUCGCAAAUCUACAAAUGGCCUGGAUACAAUAGUUUGGGUAUGUUAUAAAUGAUCACACGAUACCGACCGAAGUACUGUAGAUUAUGUUGAAAGUAAUGAUCUUGAGAGAAUAUA
Molecule: messenger RNA, 2003 nt
Organism: Daldinia decipiens
Lineage: Eukaryota; Fungi; Ascomycota; Sordariomycetes; Xylariales; Hypoxylaceae
Exons: 5
Coding region: 276-1937 (553 amino acids)
Biological process (GO): regulation of DNA-templated transcription; DNA-templated transcription
Cellular component (GO): nucleus
Molecular function (GO): zinc ion binding; DNA-binding transcription factor activity, RNA polymerase II-specific; DNA binding
Source: RefSeq, a predicted model, not a curated record